Eremothecium gossypii ATCC 10895 is the source of this 567-nucleotide messenger RNA. RefSeq names its product ABR095Cp. The transcript has a single exon. Lineage: Eukaryota; Fungi; Ascomycota; Saccharomycetes; Saccharomycetales; Saccharomycetaceae. The record is from RefSeq and is marked provisional. Gene Ontology annotation, biological process: endoplasmic reticulum to Golgi vesicle-mediated transport; intracellular protein transport. Bases 1 to 567 code for a protein of 188 amino acids. Gene Ontology annotation, cellular component: endoplasmic reticulum membrane; endoplasmic reticulum.
AUGUCCAUGUACCUUACGUUACUGUUCCUGGUCCUUAUCCUGGAGAUGUCGGUGCUCUUUGUGCUAGUGCUCCCGCUGCCCUUCCGCAUACGCAGGCUGUUCGUGCGCUCCUAUGAUAAACUGCAGGAGCUCGGGCAGCUGCGUACGGUAGGGGUGAUACUAUAUGGGCUCGUCGGUAUGCUGUUCUUAGACUCGUGGUGGCGCGCGCAGCGCGCCACCCAGCGGUUUUCCGAGGGCGCCACGCAGGAUCCGCUAAACACUGGGCUACAGACUUUCGCUACUAAGGCGUACAACGAGCGCAACCUCUACAUCUCAGGCUUCAUCCUGUACUUCAGCAUUUGCAUCCCCACGGUUAUUAAUAUCCUCAAGAGCUUGAUACGCCAAUACGAGCUCGGCGCUGCGGCGGCGGGGGACGACACCGAGGAGGUGAAGCUGCUAAGGCAAGAGCUCAAGGGCAAACAGGCGUCGCUCACCGCUCUGCGCGCUCAGAAGAAGAACCUUGAGACCCACUUCGAUAGUAGCACGGAGAGCGGCCCUCAGGACACCGCAGCCAAGAAGGCACAAUAG